Sphenostylis stenocarpa is the source of this 795-nucleotide messenger RNA. NCBI's taxonomy places the organism in Eukaryota, Viridiplantae, Streptophyta, Magnoliopsida, Fabales, Fabaceae. The record is from the annotation of a GenBank genome assembly.
AUGAAAAGAUCAGCUUCAAAAGGUGAAGCUAAUGAUGGGGUUAAGGGAAUUAUAGAUUGGGAGCUCAGACCUGGUGGCAUGCUUGUUCAGAAGAGACAACCCCUUGAGUCCUCUUCUAGUCCCAUGAUCAAAAUCAAAGUCUCUCAUGGUUCUUAUCACCACGAGGUCACUGUUCCUGCACAAUCCACUUUUGGGCAUCUAAAAGGGGUGCUUACAUCCGAGACUGGUCUUGAGCCUAAGGAGCAAAGGUUACUUUUUAGAGGGAAAGAGAAGGAGGAUGAGGAAUGCUUGCAUAUGGUGGGGGUGAAAGACAUGUCUAAGGUAAUAUUGCUAGAGGAUCCGGCCAGCAAAGAGAGGAAACUUGAGGAAAUGCAGAAAAGUGAAGAUAUUUUAAAGGCAUUUGAAGCCAUCUCCAGUGUCAGAACAGAAGUUGUCAAGCUAUAUAAAAAGGUGCUUGCUCUGGAGACAGCUGUGAUUGGUGGUACAAAGGUUGAAGACAAAGAAUUUGCUAUCUUGGCAGAAUUGCUAAUGGUUCAAUUGCUUAAACUGGACUCCAUUGCUGCUGAUGGAGAAGCCAAAGUACAGAGAAGAGUUGAGGUUCGUCGUGUACAGAGUUAUGUGGACACAAUUGACAACUUGAAGGCAAGAAACUGUGCUGCAUUUAGCAAUGGUGGUAACAUUAAUGCAGUCCCUGUAAUUUGGGAGGCCUUCGAAUCAGGAGUUGGAAGCUUGAAGUCAAAAGCUCCAUUUCCAACAUCUACUGUGAUUACUCAAAACUGGGAGCACUUUGAAUAA